Messenger RNA from Mercenaria mercenaria, 762 nucleotides. RefSeq names its product ras-interacting protein RIP3-like. The record is from RefSeq and is a predicted model, not a curated record. NCBI's taxonomy places the organism in Eukaryota, Metazoa, Mollusca, Bivalvia, Venerida, Veneridae. The transcript is spliced from 2 exons. The coding region runs from base 1 to 762 and encodes 253 amino acids.
AUGGCGCUGCAUGUGGUAGGAAUUGAGCAAAGACAAACAGCAAACAGACAACAAAGCACACAACAACAGCAACAGCACGACAACAACAGCAACGACAACAACAGCACGACAACGACAGCACACAACGACAACACAGCAACGACGACAACGCAAACAACACAGCACAGCAACGACAACACAGCAACGCAAACGACAACAACACAACAGCAACAGCAACGACAAAAAACAACACACGACAACAACAGCAACACAACGCAACACAACCAACGACAACAACAACAGCACGAACAACACAGACAACACCAACGACACACACACAGCAACGACAACACACAACGAAACAACACAAGCACGACAACAACAGCAACGCAACAACAAACAGCAACGAAACAACGACAACAACAGCAACGCAACACACAAAGCAACAGCACGACACAACGCAAAGACAACAACACAACACACGACAACAACAGCAACAGCAAUGCAACACCACGACAACACACAGCAACGACAACAACAGCAACGACAAACAGCACGCAACAGCAACAGCAACGACAACAACAGCAACGACAACAACAGCAACAACAGCAACGACAACAACAGCAACAGCAACGACAACAACAGCAACGACAACAACAGCAACAGCAACGACAACAACAGCAACGACAUCAACAUGCACAGCAACGAACACAUCACAGCACGACAACACAGCAACGCACACACACAGCACGCACAACAGCAACACACACAUCCAAACAAUAA